Messenger RNA from Aureobasidium melanogenum CBS 110374, 816 nucleotides. RefSeq names its product putative cell division control protein. The record is from RefSeq and is a predicted model, not a curated record. The coding region runs from base 1 to 816 and encodes 271 amino acids. The transcript has 3 exons. NCBI's taxonomy places the organism in Eukaryota, Fungi, Ascomycota, Dothideomycetes, Dothideales, Saccotheciaceae.
AUGGAAGCACUACUGUCUCUCUCCUUCGACAACACGUCUUCCAAAGACAUUUCCAAGAUCCGCAAAGGCUUGCGCCAGAUUGAAGGUCUGCUGGCUCAGAUCUGCAUCCCUCCAUCAUGUUCCCAGCAAAAGCGCCGGCCAUCGUCUUCUCGCCUGUCUGGCGACACGCUCCUUCCGCCUAGGCAAUUGAGCACCUUGUGCCAGGAUCCUGCCUACAGAGAGUUCUUUCGCCUGCAAGAGGGCUUUGAAUGGAAUGUUGCUUCUCGCCUGAUGACCUGUCUCGAGACAUUGCUGGGAAUGCCCAAUGCAACCCAGUCCAAUGCAAUCAUCCUCUCCGCCCUCGACAUCCUCCAAGGAGUCCUUCUCCUCCAUCCUCCUUCACGCGCUCUUUUCCGCCGCGAGAGUUAUAUGGACCUUCUUCUCGAUCUUCUCGAUGCCGCAAAUCCGCCCGUCGUCCAGUCGCAGGCUCUCCUUGUUCUCGUUACAGCUCUCCUUGCAACUCCCGAAAGCACUCGCACCUUCGAGAAAAUGGAUGGCCUCCUCACAAUCGCCAGCUUGUUCAAGUCACGCAGCACCUCCAGAGAAGUCAAGUUGAAGGUCGUCGAGUUCCUCUACUUCUAUCUCAUGCCCGAAUCUCCUUCUGCCAACUCUUCCUCGGCUGGUCCGCAGAAGAAGCACAGCAAGCGAAUCAACACAAACGAGAGUACCGGCUUUUCAAAGACGACUGACGAAAAACAACGCCUGCUUGGCCAGUAUCUGAGCAACGUCAACGAGCUCGUCCAGGAUCUCAAGGAGAACGCCCCUUUUGCUUUCUAA